Molecule: messenger RNA, 1826 nt
Organism: Saccostrea cuccullata (small rock oyster)
Lineage: Eukaryota; Metazoa; Mollusca; Bivalvia; Ostreida; Ostreidae
Product: ankyrin repeat domain-containing protein SOWAHC-like
Exons: 13
Coding region: 9-1409 (466 amino acids)
Molecular function (GO): protein binding
Source: RefSeq, a predicted model, not a curated record
UCUAAAAAAUGGCAGCUUCCGGGUUUUGUUUGGAAGCUGUCAAGAAAUUUAUGAUUGAUAAUGAUUGUAAAGUUACUAACCACGAACUAGUAACACACUUCAAAAGUUAUUUGAAUGAUCCUGAUGAAAAAACUCAAAAGUUUAACAGAGAGAAGUUCAAAGAGUUUGUCAAUACCUUGGCUGGGAUAAAAACUGAUGAGAGAGGAGAGAAAAUUCUUGUGUUAAAAAAGAAAUUCAGACCAGAGAAUGUCAGUACAGAUUCUUCUAGACAAGAAUCUCUCCCCUCGAGCAGGUCAGGGUCAUCAAGUGACCCCAGAGGUCAAGGGUCAGAUAGUGUUCCUAAAUCCCAAAGUUACAGCAGCAGCAGUUCUAGCACUGAUCAAACAUCAGAAAUUCCAAAUUCUAACCAUUUGUCUACUGCAUCAUCAAUUUCUUCAGCUGCCUCAACAAAUUCGGGACCAGUGACGUCAGAAGAUGACGUGAAUGCCUCCAUUGUAAGCGUCAAAGAACGAGCACAUCACCUAAAUCGAAUGGAGUCAGAAAGUGAACUGCAGAAAAUGGCUGAAGGUCAAAGAGUAAAAGGACAGCGAAGUCCAAAUGAGAAAGGUGAUCCCGAUGACGAAUCAAAUUCGUCUGGAAGUUGUUAUGUUUCGUUGGAUUCUGAGGAGAAAGAAUGGAUUGUGGUCAGCUCCACGUCAGAGUAUCAUCCAAUUCACAGAAUGUUGACCAAGAAUCCAACUUUAGUCAACGUGAAGGUUGGUGUUAUGGGUUACACUGCAUUACAUCUUGCUGCCAUGCAUGGACAUGAGGACAUAAUAGAACUUCUAGUCUCAACGUACAAAGCUGAUGCCAAUCUCCGUGAUUACAGUGGAAAGAAAGCAAAACAGUAUUUAAGAAAUACUGCCUCUACUAAAGCUCAACGUUUAUUUGGAAAUGACAUUAAUGUAAUCGCAAUGGGAGAAUUGUUAUUGUCAAGAAAAUUGGGAUCGUCACUAGGCUCUGUUCGAUCUUUGGACGAUUCUUUUACAAGGAGUGCUUCUUUUAGAAGAAGCAAACAGGUGAAAGCUAUAAGUAGUCUCAUCCAGGGUUCAUCUUCUGGGGUCAAGGCCAUGUUUAGAACCACGUGGGCAGGAUCAGCUGAUGAUCUAAUUCGUAACCGCCACUCUCGUUCUCGAAGUCCAAACUCUACCCCAACAGGUAGUGGAAAAUCCUCCCCAAGUCCCCAGCGAAGGGAAACGUUUGCAAGUCGGUCAGUGGACAGGGAAUUAAUGCCUCCCCCAUCUGCACCUGUAAGGAAGAGGCGUGAAGCUCAAUCAGGCAGUGAUGGAAAUCUCGCUACUGAAGAUAUGACUAGAACUAUAUCAGAACCGACUCUUAACAGUGGAAGAUUACCAAAGACUUAUAUAUGAAAACAAUCUGACAUCUGUUUUAUCGUAUAAGUAUCAUUUAUAAGCAAUAUGGCAUUACAUAUAUUUUGCUUUCAACAUGUUCAAUACGGUUUGCAAGUUUACACGAGCAUGAUGACAUUUUUGUUACAAAAUAAUUUUGAUCCAUAUUCUGUGCAAUAUUGAUGAAAUUUUGUUAGUAAAUUCGUGGAUGAUAUAAUAUUUCAUUAUGAUUAGAAACAUGUGUGAAUGUCUAUUUUUGAUAUGUACAUGAAAUCGUUGUAAACAUGUAUCUAUAUAUAAACAGUAUAUACAAAUUCAAACAUCAGCCUAGACACAGGCAUUCAAAGCAAAAUAUUUUCAUUAUUUAUAUAUUUGUCAUUGUUACUUGUUAGUUUGUUUUUUACUGAUUGUUGACAAUAAAAAUAACUAUGAAUAACA